This is a messenger RNA of Macadamia integrifolia, 636 nucleotides long. RefSeq names its product polcalcin Syr v 3-like. The record is from RefSeq and is a predicted model, not a curated record. Bases 75 to 326 code for a protein of 83 amino acids. The transcript has a single exon. Gene Ontology annotation, molecular function: calcium ion binding. Lineage: Eukaryota; Viridiplantae; Streptophyta; Magnoliopsida; Proteales; Proteaceae.
AUUAAGCUUCAACCUUCAAUAACAAGAAGAAGAAGAAGAAGAAGAAUUAGAAGAGAAAAACUUACCGAACAAAUAUGGCCGGAGAGAAUGCGGCAGAGAUGGAGAAGAUCUUCAAGCGAUUUGAUGCCAAUGGCGACGGGAAGAUCUCCUCUACGGAGCUUGGUGAAACCUUGAAACAACUUGGGUCUGUUUCACCAGAAGACAUUAAGCGUAUGAUGGCUGAGAUAGACACAGAUGGUGAUGGCUACAUCUCUUUCCAGGAGUUCACCAGCUUCCACAAUGCCAACCCUGGUUUAAUGAAGGAUGUUGCUAAGAUAUUCACCUAAAAUUCUCUUCCUCUUUACUUCAAAGCAAUAAAACCCAUCCAGGACCCGACCCAAGACCCAACUCACUUUUGUAAGAUAAUUUGAAGUGCAUUUAAUUUCUGAUAAUUUCCAUUUUGGAUUAUGUUUUCUCUUAAACCAAAGGGCUGUGUUUUGGUAACACAAUCUUGCUCCAUUUUCUAAUUUCACAUGUGGUAUGUAUUGUAUGUAGGGCUAUGUUUUUUGUUCACUAAUGGUGAAAGAAAAUAUCUUCACCAAUGGUGAUGUGGCGCUAUAUAUGAUUUGACUCUGGAUAAAAGUACGUAUUUCAAUA